This is a messenger RNA of Salvia hispanica, 1701 nucleotides long. Lineage: Eukaryota; Viridiplantae; Streptophyta; Magnoliopsida; Lamiales; Lamiaceae. The record is from RefSeq and is a predicted model, not a curated record.
AGCAAAAUCAAUGGCAGCUUACGCAGCACUUGUUUCUCUCUUGAAUGAUUUGGAGCUCAUUUCUAAUCAGUAAUCACUCCACCCAUUCCUUUUCUUUUGAAACCAAACAGAUCACAUCUCUUUCCCAAAUCGUCAAUUUCUUACUCGAUUUCCUUGAAACCUCUGAUUCUCACGGAGAAGCUGCACCAUCAUUAGAGAGCCGAAUCACAUCUGCGGCUUAUAUAGCUCACGAUGUUGUCGAAUCACACAUAGUCGACCAAAUCCAAGCUGGAUCUACCAUUGGUGGUGGUAAAUCAAGGCUUAGUUAUUUCUUGCUUGAUCUACAGAAAGCAAUUGACGGAUUGAAUUUUGUCAAGAGGAAGGUGAUGCGGUUCAAAGCGAAAAGUGACUCGAAAGAAGCGUAUUCAGCAGCACAUAAUUCAUCAGCGCCUCUGACCUCAGGGAAGAAUCACAUGGUGGGAUGUGAUGAUGUUGUUCUUAGGCUUGUGGAAAUGCACGUUGGAGAACCUUCCAGCCGGCGAGUCAUCCCCAUCGUUGGCAUGGGGGGAAUGGGAUUAUAGUGUGGAAAAUAUUCUUGUUCAACUUUUGUUUGGAGAAAAUUCCACCACUGGUGGAAAUUUUUGGGAAUUGGGAGAAGAGUUGCUUAAGAUGUUACGGGGUGGAAGGUAUUUAGUUGUGUUGGAUGAUAUGUGGAGUAUUGAAGUUUGGGAGGAGAUACACAUGUUUUUGCUGGAUAAUGGCGUUGGAAGUUGUGUUAUUGUAACUACACGGCUGUUAAACUUGGCCACUUGUCUAAGCCUUCCCCUUUCAAGAUGAGGUUUUUAGAUAAUGAUAAAAGUUGGGAGCUGUUUUGUGGGAAGGUGUUUGGAGAAGAAGAUUGCCCUGUUGAACUAGAGGAGAUUGGGAAAAAAGAUAGUGAAAAGAUGCCAAGGACUCCCACUGUCAAUUGUUGUAAUUGGGGGGCAUCUUCAAAAGUCAUCUAGGGAGAUUGAAUACUCGGAGAAAGUUGCCAGUUUCAUAACCAAUUUCGAAUGUAGAGGCGGAUGCCGAUGAUCAAUGCUUGAAAAUAAUAAAUUUGAGUUAUAAGCACCUCCCUGCUUGUCUAAAACCAUGUUUUGUGAUAUGGGGUGUUUCCGUGGACGUGUAAGGAUAACAGCUUAUGAGCUUGUGAGGUUUUGGGUUGCUGAGGGAUUUGUGAAACCAAGGGAAGGCCUUAGUUUGGAGGAGGUAGCUGAUAAUUAUCUGAAAGAUCUCAUCGACGGGAAUCUCGUUUUGCUAUAUUUAACUAGGUGGAAUGGAAAAGUGAAAUAUUGUAGUAUUCACGAUACAGUGAGAGAGUUGUGCAUGAAGAUAGGAAAGAAAGAUAAGUUUAUGUGUGUACAGUGUGCCUGAAGAUGCCACACAAGUCGUAGGCAUACAGAGGGAGGAGCGUCGCAUUGUGCUUACUGAGAGGAAGAAACAACGUGACCGUCACAUCACCGCUGCUCUAAAAUCAACACCACUGCUCCGUUCUCUUAUACACCAUCAAGGGUGGUUUUACUCUGAUGAGUUGUCAAGAUUACUGAGCUAUCGGCUAAUUUCCAUAAGGUGUUGAAGAAUGGUGAAGAAUAUUUCCCAGGUGCUAAUUUUCAGCAAGUGAACUUACGAUGUUUUGCUUUCUCUUGUUACGUACCCACUACAAUGACACUCUUUAAUCGGACA